Molecule: messenger RNA, 5188 nt
Organism: Myripristis murdjan (pinecone soldierfish)
Lineage: Eukaryota; Metazoa; Chordata; Actinopteri; Holocentriformes; Holocentridae
Gene: col23a1b
Product: collagen type XXIII alpha 1 chain b
Exons: 30
Coding region: 1-1680 (559 amino acids)
Source: RefSeq, a predicted model, not a curated record
AUGGAUACAGCAGGCGACUCCAUCGGGGAGAGUAAGCCGGUGUGUCAGUGCGCGCCCAGGUCCGCCGUCCGGCGGUGGCUGCCAAGUUACCCCGUUGCCGUGUGUUUGCUGUUGUCUUUGAGCUCCAUCACAGUGUGUCUUCUGAUGAGCUUCAAGACCUACCAGCUGGAGAGCCGACUGCAGAUGGAGAUAGACAAAGUCUCCAUCUUCCACCCGCCGCACAGUGCCUUUCUGAACGAGGAUGGGACCCUAAUUCCCGAGCUGAGCUCCUCAAUUGGAAAGCUCGUGGAGGAGAAAGUGGUGGUGAUGAUGCCGAAAGUGCGUGCAGCAAGGGACGUUGGCCAAGACUGCUCCUGUCCCCCAGGACCUCCAGGAAAACGUGGAAGGAUGGGAAGAAGAGGGGAUCCUGGACCUCCUGGCAAGGCUGGACGGGAUGGAUAUCCGGGUCCACUUGGCUUGGAUGGCAAACCAGGUUUACCGGGCCCCAAGGGAAGCCAGGGACCAGCGGGACCCAAGGGAGAUAAGGGUGACCAGGGAGACAUUGGGCCAAGGGGUCCUCCCAACUACAACCCAUAUGCAGGUCUACACAGUAAUCAGAUUCUCACUGUCAAGGGUGACCAGGGCCAGGCCGGACCCCCAGGUCCUCCUGGCCCCCCAGGUUCCCCCGGGCCCCGAGGCCCCCCUGGGAACACUGGCAAGGACGGCCCCCGUGGCCCUGCUGGAGAGACGGGAUUUCCAGGUCGAGACGGCAUUGAGGGACAGCAAGGCCUGCCUGGAAAGCCGGGAGAAGAUGGUGAGCCAGGCUAUCCAGGACCACAGGGUCCUCCGGGGGCAAAGGGUGAGCCGGGUACAGGAGAGAAAGGAGAGAGAGGCAUGGAUGGACUUCCAGGAUUCAAGGGAGACAAGGGUGAGAUAGGAGAGCAAGGACUGCAGGGACCCAUGGGUCAUCCUGGUGAGAAAGGUGCCCCAGGCUCCUCGGACAUCAUUGACUUCAAUGGGAAGUUACUAGAUGCCUUCCAGGGCCCACCUGGACCACCUGGACCCCCAGGACCUCCAGGGGAAAAGGGCGAGCUUGGUUUACCUGGCCCAUCAGGAGUUGAUGGAGAGAAGGGACCUAAAGGUGACAUGGGUGAGAAAGGUCCAGCUGGAGAACGAGGAGAAAAGGGAGAGAUGGGGCUCUCUGGGCCUGCUGGUGUGGACGGACAGAAAGGAGAGAAAGGCGACUGCAGAUUGGAAGACAACCUGGUUCAGAUGAUUUCCCAGCCAGGCCCACCUGGCCCACCAGGACCUCCAGGCCCCCAAGGAUUCAUGGGGCAUCAUGGAAUGCCUGGACCCAAGGGCGAGCCUGGAGAGGGAGUUAUGGGAGAGAAGGGAGAUAGCGGUGCCCCUGGACCCAGGGGACUGGAUGGCCCCCAGGGUCCUCCUGGAUCCACAGGAUUAGUAGGGCUUCCAGGUGCCAAGGGAGAAAAGGGCAAAACAGGGGAGCCUGGAAUGGAUGGUUUCCCAGGCCUAAGUGGAGAAAAGGGUGACCGAGGGGAAAAAGGAGAGAAGGGUGACAGGGGAACGGUGGGAAAGAGAGGUCUGAAGGGCCAGAAAGGAGAGCAGGGGCCUCCGGGCCUGGACCAGCCUUGUCCUGUGGGUCAGGACGGUCUGCCUAUACCAGGCUGCUGGCACAAGUGAUGACUAACCAGAAGCAUGAUGUCUGUACAUAUUGAUAUGGUAUAUAUUGCAGCUGAAUACUACACCAACUUUUCCACUUUUUACUUUUUUUUAUAAAAACAUUUUAUAUAAUAUAUUGAGAUUUUUUUUAACAAGGACAUUUUUGAGUCAACAGUAUUAUCAACACCAGAUGUAUAAGACUUUUUUUUUCAACUCAUAAACUCUUGAGAUCCGGCGAUGUUGAGGAUGAAACUUUAGCAGAGAGGAAAUUGAACUGGCGGUUAGAUUCCUACUCUAAAGGACAGUCCACGUGUCAGUGUUGGAGAGGAAGAAUGCCCGGACAGCGCGGUGCUGUAGCUGCCUUAUUAACAAAGUCCGACUUUGUUGCCUGACUGUGGUCGUGAAUGCUGCAUGGGAGUGGCGGUGUGUGUGUGGGGGGGUGUGCGUACUCACCCAGUCCGUUGGAAGGAGCUGGAUGGACAGAUCUCUUGGUGUUGGCAGAUGGAGGAGUGUGGGUCACUGCUGUCUUCUCCUCUCUCUGUUUUCCGAAAGGAGGAGAUGGCGAGGCAGAAGCUCAAACGCAAGCGUCUCUCUCAGCCCUGAGGGGGACACAGGGCCCGGUGGACAAAGGAGACGUAGACAAGACAGUGAGCACGGGGGCCAGGUUCGCCUCUGUGAAGCAGAGCAAGCCAUGUGAUGCCUUUGUGUCAUACUGAACACUCAGAUCCUCCGUUACGGAAAUUUUCCAGGAGGGGGCGCCAGAGAACACUGCAUUUCUACAUUCACCUGAGGAGAAAACACACACCCAUGGCUGUUGGUGUUACACAAUAGCUUGAUAGUCAGUUGAAGUUAUGCGAGGGUCAUUGAGGUCACCGGCACAUAGGGAAGGAUUUACGGUACAGCAAACAUGUUAUGGUGAUCUCUUCUGUUGCUCUUUUAUUAAGGUUUUCACUAAUUAUGUGCAUGAUCAUGACAAGGCAUAGUGUUGUUUAGCACCCUGACAGCCUGUAUGACUUGUGGUCUCUCAUUGAAACCUUAAACUACCGUUGCGUCAUUUUUAUUUGCAAUGAGCGAUCUCUAACAGUCUUUCCAUUUGAACAAGCCACUCCGUAAGGAUAGUAAGUCUACCAUUUCUUUAUGACUUACACUUCUGGCAGUGGUGACUUGCGUGUUGUUUUGUUUUCUUCUAUUUGUUUUCUUCUAAUCUAUUCUUGUCCAGUAACAUUUUGCAUUCCUGUGCAUGGACAUGUUAAUGUAAUGUAUACAAUAGUGAGUGUUAGAAGUGAGGCCAGAUUUGAAGGAACCAUUGACAGUAUUCAUGAAGAUGCAGUAUUUCAAUCAGCAGACUGAUCAACUCAAUAACCCAAAGUUGGUUCUGUUUUAAAUAAUUUGACAAAUAAUUGCCAAUCGAAAUAAUUUGCAAAGAAUUUUCAGCGUAUUUAAAUGUUUUAACUAUCUCUUAAUCAUAGAGGAAGACAGGAUGAAUUACUGUUAGUAGAUCCUCUGAAUGACAGUAUGAGUUCGUGCUGCUGACUUAACUUUGUGUUGUUUGUUUGAUGAUAUUUUUUAACCAAUAUUAGUCAUUUGAACUACAACGUACAGACAAAUGUUUUAAAUAUGAAACAAAUGUAAACGGCGAAACCAUCAUCUUGUUAGUAAUAGUGCUCAUUUUUACUCAGCAAUGCAGCUCAACACAGUGGUUCUUAAUUGUCAUAAUGCAUUUUGUUCUGUUUUGUUUUGUUUUGUUUUGUUUUUCAAUUAUCAUGGCAGAUUUCAAUUUUUUUAUCAGUUAACUUUUAUUGAUGUGUUUUGUCAUCUAAUACAUUUUUAUUCUCAGAUGGAAUAAUUUCUUGGUGCUUAUAUACUUUGUUUAUUUUAUGUAGCUGUUUCAAGCUGUUAGCUAUCUUGCACAUAAACAUGCAAAUUAUGGCAGCCACACACACACACACACACACACACACACACACACACACACACACACAUAAAUAGUAACCUAGGAAUUGUGUGACAUAGGAAUAAAAAAGUUGCAUUUGGCUUCAUCAGUGCAUCAAAAAGUAUUUUCAAAGUUUCAUGGAAUCACUAUUUGGUUGUUGUUUUUAAAUGGAAAAGAAUAAAUUAACAUUAAUGGAAUUUUUUCUUUAAAUUUAAAAUUUUAUGAGACAUCAGAAUGGGUUUUCUAGAUUGAUAAUAGCUGCAAUCAACAAAUAUAAAUCACUCACAACAUGAUGGUCACAUAAAGGGAAUUAAUUGUUUAACUGUAUUAAAUCUAAUUUUAAGUUGCUGUUGUGCUAUUUCACCUGAAUUUUUCCCUUGCUCUGAUCCAUUGUGCAAGCAAGGCCUUAGUAUGUAUGUUUGUAUGUAUUUUCCUUCUGUUUGAACUGACGAGCAGUCGGGAUCGAGCAUCAGUUUUCCUCAAACAUCAACAUUCACGCUGUUCUGCCGAUUCUCAUCAAUAGUUGCAAACAUCCUUGAAAAUUAUGGCAAAAAAUAAUACCAGAGUCUUUAUCAGGUUUGUCUGCGGUGGGUAACAUGAUGAUGGCAGUCCAGUUCAGCCAAAGUAGGUGGUUAACUCUUCAUGAACACAAAUGGGUGUAAUAAGUGUGUUAACAAGUAAAAGUGCAAAUUUCCUAUUUUAUUUCAACAUGAUGAUGCUGGCUUCAUUUACAUCCAAGGUAGCUAUUACACCAUCUAAAUGCUUGCUCCAUGUUCACCUCUAAUCAGGCCAAUGGUUCAAAGGGCAAAGUAAUAACACUGGUUUGGCUGACAGCUCACUCCACUCUGGAAAAUGCACACAUUCAAAGAGCUGACUCCCCUGUUCUCAAUCCAGGCCAGAGCCAGUUCUCUUUAUUAGGAACUGAAGGCAAAGUCAGUGAGCAGAGUACCAACUUGUCAGCUUUAUAUUCCCCAAAACAUUUUUAUAUGUAUCCAAAAAGUACAAAAGAUGGAUAACUGACAUCACACAAUUUAUUUUGACCUCGGCUGAUAAAUCUGAUAGACAGUCCACACAACUAAAUUUUCUCAUUUAGUAAGGUUUGCUCAUCAUCAAACUCAUCAUGUAUUAAUAGACAAAUGAGGACCCAUGUAUAGAAAAUAAAAGUACUGUUGAAAUGUUUUGCAGAAAAGUCUGUAAAUGAGUGACACAUCCCUGACAUAUGACAGCUGAUAUUCAAAUGGCAUUGUGUAUAUGAAAAAAUAAUAUCUUGAAGGACAGAAAAAAAAAAUCAGAAUCAGAAUGAGUUAAACCCAGACAACACAGUUUUUGAUAUGGUUUUGUUGGAAGCUGAUAGUUAUCUGACACUUACAUUAUAUAUGUGUUUAUUUCUUUUGCAGAUUCUAUCAGUUUCACUUUGAAGGCAGAAGUGCCAUGCAUAAGUGGCACAAUAUCUGAAUACAGUUUGGUGUAUAUCACAGUAUUAGCUUGACUUUGUGAGAAUGUUUAUUUGGUUGUGUAUUUGGUUGUAAAAGAAUUAAGCUAUUUUUGUAAUUACUCGUCUAAAUAUGCAUAACAGAAAAAUCUGGUCAACUCAAC